This is a messenger RNA of Aedes albopictus (Asian tiger mosquito), 3084 nucleotides long. RefSeq lists its product as uncharacterized. The record is from RefSeq and is a predicted model, not a curated record. The transcript has 3 exons. Lineage: Eukaryota; Metazoa; Arthropoda; Insecta; Diptera; Culicidae. Bases 846 to 1541 code for a protein of 231 amino acids.
UUCAUCCACGACUCCGCGACGACGUCGCCUGCUCCAUCCAUUCUCUCUCUAAUUCCGCGUGUUUUGCAGCCGUUGAAUGCCAAGGUACAAAUAGGUGCGCUCCCCCAAACAACCGGCAUCAACCAGCAGGACCGGCACCGCCGCCGCGCCGUACGUCGCGUACUGCGUCGAAGACGUCGACCAUCGCGAUAAGAACCAAGAACCGCGUGCGUCGCGACGACGGACGUUUCUGCAACGCGAGAGCGUAAGUACGCGCACAUUUCGUUCGCUCAACACAAGAUUUCUCUCGUGGCGUGUGCCCGGCAAGGUGGGCUGGCUGGCUGGUGGACCUAAAGCUUCGCGAAUGAACCAUCCAUCCGACUCCGCCGACCGGGCCAGCCAUCCAUCAGUCAGUUAGUUGCUCGGUGGAGUCCGUCGCGAGUGAACGCGCUUUUCUUCGCGGUACGAAGCGUGUGGGUCGUUGGUUCGCGCGUUUGUUCCCCGGUCGGUGGUCUGUUCUGCUAAGAUUAGAAGUUUAUAUUUUUCUGGUUUGUUUCAAGUGUUGGGGACUUAGUUUGAGGAGUGAUUGUAUCCUAAACGGUUUUGAGGUGGUUGAAGUUCUUUGAAUAAAAGAUUCAAAAAGUAGCCAAAUACGAGCCCUGCUGAUAAGCGAAGAACCCCGUUGUUACGCCGUGGAUCGCAUUCAUCGAAUCGAAAUUCCGGCAAUAUCUCUAAUCAGUGUCUAAUGUCUAUCUACAGUGUGUUGGAGAAGAGCAUAUGUAUGUGCGUGUGUGCGUAGAUUUCGUCCGGUAGAAGAUGCGGCUGCGAAUACGGUCAUCAGCUGAUGGAGGUACCAGUGCGAAUCGAUGAUCGAGAUGGAAAUCCAGCAAGCCCACCAGCAGCGGAAGCGUUGCUGGCUGGUCUUCGGACGGGCCCUGCUGACCCUGUCGGUACUGGGGUUGAUCACCGUGGGCCUGUACUUGAUAUCGCAACGGGUGCAUGAUGGUCCAGCUGUGACGGAAAAUCCCGAAGAAUUCAACGCCCGGGAACGGCGUGAUCUGCGGGGGAGAGGUGUUAGUGAGGAUGCGGGAGUUGAGCUCAGUGAUGAGAAGUUGGAGCAAAUUUUGUACAAAAAUGAAAUCGAUAGACCGGUGAGAAGCUUGAAGAAGAAGGCUUAUACAGUGCCCGAUGCUAGCGUUGGGAAAGGUGCUAAAAGAGUUAACCAAGUGAGCGAUCGAAAAAGUGCUAAUAGUGUAAAUGAGAAUUCCGAUGAUCAAGUUGCUGACGGAGAAGAUUUCUAUGACGUAGCUAAUAACAGCACCGAGUUGAUCUACGAUGGAGACAUAGAUCUGCACAACCAGACGGACUACGAGGAGAAGAUUCGCCAGAAAAAGGAUGGUUAUCCUAUGUACGAGCACUACGUCUACGUGACGAGGUACAAAUGCUCGAAGAAACCUCACUGGCACCGAGUCAACACCGAAUUACGUAAGUCGAAGCUCCGGGUUUACGACUGGGUCUUUGAUAUGCAUGCAACUACAAUUAUAAUUAACAGCUGUAAGUAAGGAAUUCGAAAAUAGUAGUUGUUUUUUAUCACACUAUAAUCUUUUUAAAUAUGUUUCUGUAGAAUUUUAAAGAAUAAAUUAUUGAUGAUACAGAUCAAAUUCGAUUACCGUGCCAUGCCCUAAUACCGUGUGCCUCCUAAUACCGUGUAUUUGACAACAAACUCAAAUAUUUUACUAAGUGUAUUAUUUUUUUAACUGAGUAACUAGUUCAAUCAUUAGCAUAUCAAACCUUCUCAUGUUAGGCGUGAUAAAUUUGGCACAUAUUCACAAAAACAAGCAAUUAAAAAUAUUUACACAAUGUGAGUGCAAAGUAACAAUACACGGUAUUAGGGCAUGGUUCCUUUAGUGUUCCAAAUACCGUGUUUCGGCUAAAACUUGCAAACUGAAAAUAUUAUUGAUACUUUUUACUUUAUGAAGCAAUUGCACAAACCUCUAGGCAACGUUUGACGCAUAGGUUCUUCUAAGUAUGAACUUAGUAUGAUUGAUAUGGUGAUGAUUCAAAGGACCACCAAUGUAUGCGAGUCACAUACACGGUAUUAGGAACAAUGCUAUGUUUUACAAUUUUGAUUUUAACAAUGGAUUAAACAUUUGGAAUUUCAUUAAUCAUAUUUAUUAUACAUAAUACACACAAUAAGCAAUAAUAUAGCGUUUGAAAAAUCAAGAAACGUAGAUUAUUGAUUUUUACAGGGCUCUUUGAAGUGAAGAGUAUCCUUAAGGUCACGGUAUUAGGGCAUGGCACGGUACCCGGAGUUGUGUUUUGAAGUAUCUUGAACAUAUAUGUGGGGACCGGAAUGAUAUAUAAAGCUGAAAUUUUGACAUUUGGUCAAUCCAACUUUGCUUACUAAUCAGUCGAAAUUUCAGCUUUGUUGAGCAUUUCGUUUUCUAGACAGGGGUAAUUCGCCAAUAUUUAAACGUUUUAUACUGGAGUUGUUGUUUUCAUUUGGGUUUCCGUGCAUAGUUCGACGGUAAUUUGAAUUUUCUUAAAUUCCAUUUUCUAAGGGAUUUAAUCAUAUUUAUAACGAAAGUCGGAAACCACAGGGUCAGUCGGUUUUCUCGAUAGGGCAAUGGAAGUGCGAGUGAAAAAUCCGGGAUCAGAAUCGCGCUACAAUAUUCGUUGGUCAGUCGGUUUUCUCGGUAGGGCGAUGGAAGUGCGAGUGAAAAAUCCGGGUUCAGAAUCGCGCUACAAUAAUCGUAGAUCAGUCGGUUUCCACGGUAGGGCGAUGGAAACACGAGCACGAAAUCCGGGAUCAGUGGUCAUCGUGAUCAAAUAAAUCAUAAUCGUGAUGAAGACCGCGACGUGUAUUUCCAUAUAACUAGUGGAUCAUAUCACCUAACAGAGGUGGCUCCUAGAUCCACACCUUACACAGAUAAAAUAAAAAUGUAAUUUUGAGUUUAAUUUGAUGCACAUAUUUGGAGCAUCGAUUUAUACGCAAAAUUGCAUCACAUUUUAAUUUUACACGACUUGAAUUAGUAUGAAAUACAAGUAAAUUUAAACGACGUUGAUUUUUACACGACCGCUCUCCCGGUUUGUGUUGUUCCCUUU